UCGACUUCUUGCUCGUGUCUGCUUUGCUUUCGCUGCAGUGUUUGUGAGGCGCAGUUCUUUCUCUCUCGGUAGUUUUGAUCUCGGCUGCUAGAAGAGUAACCAUGAUCCGCAAUCUGUUCACGCGCUCUGCAGGUGUCGUGCCGGCUGCUCUGCGCGCCGGAGCUGUACCCACGCAGCUGCGGUUUUGUAGUGAUGUCAGCUUUGAACACAUCAAGACUCGUAAGGAAGCUGAAGGUCGUGUGGGUGUAAUCGAGCUCAAUCGGCCGAAAUCUCUCAAUGCACUUUGCGACACACUGAUGUACGAGAUCAGGUCUGCACUGAAGUCUUUUGAGAACGACAAGGAAUGUGCCGCUAUUGUGCUGACUGGCUCUAAGAAAGCAUUCGCUGCAGGUGCUGACAUCAAGGAGAUGGUUAGCCGUACGUUUCAGGAGUGCUACACCACCGACAUGCUGGGACACUGGACGUGCGUGGCCGAGUGCCGCAAGCCGACGAUCGCCGCUGUCAACGGGUACGCGUUGGGCGGCGGCUGCGAGCUGGCCAUGAUGUGCGACAUCAUCUACGCCGGCAACAAGGCCAAGUUUGGCCAACCGGAGAUCAAGCUGGGAACGAUCCCGGGCGCAGGCGGCACCCAGCGACUGACGCGCGCCAUCGGCAAGAGCAAGGCGAUGGAGAUGGUGCUCACCGGGCGCAUGAUGUCCGCGGACGACGCCGAGAAGGCCGGCCUGGUGAGCCGAGUCGUGCCCGAGGACGAGCUCAUGGACGAGGCCGUGAAGCUCGGCGUGGAGAUCUCGCAGCAGUCCAAGAUGGCCGUGCGCAUGGCGCGCGACGCUGUCAACUCGGCGUACGAGCUGUCACUGAGCGAGGGCUGCAAGCUGGAGAAACGAAUCUUCUUCUCCACGUUCGCCACCAACGACCAGACGGAGGGCAUGACGGCGUUUGCCGAGAAGCGUGCCGCCAAGUUCACCGACUCGUGAGCAUAGCGUUUUCACGACCAGCUAUUCUCUCACCGAAGUGCUCCCGUUGGGUUCUGCAUGUCCUAUUAGUGUCUGCACCCAUUGGCUGUAGCCAGGCAUGAUGGUGAUAUUUCAACCCAGUGAUGUGCGCCCGGUACUAUUUUCUACCCUUAGCUCACUGUUUUUGUGAAUACAGAUUGGCCACUAUGUGUCCUCUCUUCUAGAGACAUCGAGUUCUUGCUUCGGACAAUGGCUUUUACGCUGCGUAUGCAGGGUCUGCCCUACACGCCGUGACUGCUUGCAUGCAUGCCUUGUUAGCUGAGGAUCAAGCAUUGCCACACGCGCGCUGUCACAUGUUUCUAGGCCUGGUGUUGUGAGUCAGCGUGUCGGAAUGCAGCUUGAUGUGAUACCUCGCCGUGUUGCUUACAUGCAGUCUGUGAACUGUUCUGCUCUGCUACUAUCAGCUUCCAGGGUAGUACGGUUAUCUUUAUCAGCUUUCUCGUGUUAUAUGUCCUACUGGUAGUGCCCUUACCCAUGUUCUCUUUGUGAAGUUUUAAAUCCUGUUCCCAUAGUUACCAGA
This is a messenger RNA of Sycon ciliatum, 1533 nucleotides long. Its product is annotated as enoyl-CoA hydratase, mitochondrial-like. Gene Ontology annotation, cellular component: mitochondrion. Lineage: Eukaryota; Metazoa; Porifera; Calcarea; Leucosolenida; Sycettidae. The record is from RefSeq and is a predicted model, not a curated record. The transcript has 3 exons. Gene Ontology annotation, biological process: fatty acid beta-oxidation. Gene Ontology annotation, molecular function: enoyl-CoA hydratase activity. The coding region runs from base 102 to 974 and encodes 290 amino acids.